Rhodamnia argentea is the source of this 468-nucleotide messenger RNA. RefSeq names its product beta-amyrin 28-monooxygenase-like. Gene Ontology annotation, biological process: sterol metabolic process. Gene Ontology annotation, molecular function: oxidoreductase activity, acting on paired donors, with incorporation or reduction of molecular oxygen; iron ion binding; heme binding. The record is from RefSeq and is a predicted model, not a curated record. NCBI's taxonomy places the organism in Eukaryota, Viridiplantae, Streptophyta, Magnoliopsida, Myrtales, Myrtaceae. The transcript has a single exon. The coding region runs from base 25 to 468 and encodes 147 amino acids.
CAUUACAUUCCCGUCGUGGACUCCAUGACUAGGCACCACUUGGCCACCGAUUGGUAUCCACAUAAGGAAGUGAAGGUCUUUCCUCUAUCAAAGAGAUAUACCUCCGCUUUGGCGUGUCGCUUGUUCAUGAACAUCAGAGAUCUGGAGAUCGUAUCGAAGUUCGCCUACUCGUUUGCUCGAGUUGCUCCGGAGUUCAUCGCGGUGCCAAUCAAUAUCCUGGGCACGCCAUUCAACAGAGCAAUGGAAGGAGGAAAAGUUAUAAGGCAAGAGCUCUUGAACGUAAUUAGGCAAAGGAAGAUGGAGAUUUCGGAGGGAAACGACGCGAAUGCGAGGGACUUCUUGUCUCGAUGGCUUCUUGAUGGAGAUGAUGACGGGACCAUUUUCUACGACAUAGAUGCUACCAACAAGAUCAUGGGUUUGCUCAUUGCGAGCUAUGACACCACAGCAGUACUUCGAUCUCCGUCGUAG